Molecule: messenger RNA, 5099 nt
Organism: Anopheles coustani
Lineage: Eukaryota; Metazoa; Arthropoda; Insecta; Diptera; Culicidae
Product: hemicentin-1
Exons: 19
Coding region: 39-5099 (1686 amino acids)
Source: RefSeq, a predicted model, not a curated record
UAUAGCGUAAAAUAUUUGAAUUUGAAUAGUUACUAGAUAUGAAUAGUAUUGUUAUACUGAGUUUAUGGAUACUCCUGCAAAUCAGCAAUACAUCUUGUCAAGAUGGAACAAUAUCCGUUCUACGGGGCGAAAAGGUGGAGCUGGCCUGCCCGAUCGACAUAGCGACCUGCGGCGAGCUGCACUCGCUGAAGUGGUUCAAGGGAACCGAGCGGAUAGCGGUCGUGUCCGGGGACGGCGAGGUCGCGAAGGUGGAGGGCAGCUACAACGAUCGCCUGUCGCUGUCGCACGAGGCGCAGACGAGCCGGCUGAUCUUCCGCAGCGUCGAGAUAGCGGACGAAGAUACAUAUCUGUGCGAGACCACGUUUCUCGAGCCGUCGGAGCAGUGCGAGAACACGGGCGCAUAUAGCGUAGCUUUAAACGUUUAUGCUGUGCCAUCGGUCAUAACCCUUCAGGAUGGCAAUAGAAAUAGUAUUAAAAACGGUUCCCACAUCGGACCGAUGCGCGAAGGACAAGACCUGCAGGUCGUGUGUGAGGUGUACGGUGCCCGUCCAGAGCCUGUGAUAACCUGGCAUCGGCAAGGUCGUGUUGUGCGAGAUAACCUCGCCGUCGAGGAGCACGAUGGGCUGUACACGGUCAAGUCGACCAUGUCACUCACGCUGUCCCGCCAGGAGCUUGGCGCAACGUACAACUGUAAGGUCGAGAUGAAGGAACACCAUCUGACCGUGGAAAACCAGUUCCAUAUUGAUCUGCAAGUACGACCGACAAAGAUUAACCUAUCCGGUGUAGAACAUCACACGGUGCAGGGGACGAAGGUUUUGCUUCAGUGUAAGGUCAGCGGAGCAAGACCAGCAGCUAAUAUGACCUGGUACAAUUCAUCUAAGCUCAUCACGGAGGAGUCCGGAGAGAUGACUUCAAUUAAUACCAAAACAUAUCUUCAAAAUGAUGGAACAUUUGAAACGAUCAGCCAGCUGAUCUUUACGGCAACGCGGUUCGAGAACGGUGCCUCGAUUCGCUGCGAGGCGGACAACAUUGUGAUGCGCGAGGACAUGGACCGCCCGCUCCACGACACUUUGCCCCUGGAGGUUAUGUAUCCACCGGUGGUGUCGGUGAAGCCGGAAAACAUAACCGUCAACGAGACGCAAGACUUUCUGAUCUUCUGCGACUACGAGGCGAACCCGGCAUCGCUCGAAAACGUCAAGUGGUACCGGGACAAUCAGGAGAUCAAGCUGAACAGCGUCCGGUACGAGGGUGGCAACCCGGAGCAGACGGCACUGCUGAUAAAGAACUCGACGCGGCACGACAUCGGCGCCUACACCUGCGAGCUUUCCAACUCGAUCGGGUUCGACGUGUCCGACAAUGAGAUUUACGUGGAUGUUAUAUAUAAACCCACGGUGACGCUUACGAUGGAUCCGGAGGUGCCGGUUAUCGAAAACGAUCAGGCGAACGUCACGCUCCUGUGCAACAUAGUGGAAGGUAAUCCGUUGCUUCUGACGCGCGUGCGGUGGUUGUUGGAUGGGGAUUUCUUGAAGGAGCUCCCGGAGUGUGACGUGGAGACGCUCGGCACGGACGCGAACCUGUGCGAGGUGGACCCGAGCAAGUUGCUGCUGCAGAACGUUGGCCGCGACUUUAUCGGCAACUACUCCUGCGAAGGAUUCAACGCAGCCGGCUGGGGAGACGUGAGUGAGGACAACCCGCUCGACAUCUACUACGAGCCGGGCAAUGCAUCGAUGGUGCACUUCCCAACGAUCGCGAUCAAGCGCCGCAGCGUCACGUUCAACUGUUCGAUCGAGGAUCGGGGCAAUCCGGUGGCCACGCGCUAUCGAUGGCUUCGGGGAGGAAAGGCCGUCCUAGAUGUGGUUACACCUUCCUGGACGGUCGAUCCGGUGGGGCUUGAUUCGCGCACGACGUUCUCCUGCUUCGCGUACAACGAGGGCGGCGAGGGAAAUGCGGCCGAGGUAGAUCUGGAGGUACAUGCACCACCGGCAUUCAUCCAGAAGCUUCAGCCGUACACGGGCGCUCUGUUUUCGACCACCAACAUGUCUCUCUCCUGCCGGGUGGAGUGUGUACCGUCGUGCACGAUCUCCUGGUUCAAGGAUGGCAUUGGAAUUGAGGAGAGCGACGAGCGGUACUACAUCACGAACAGUUACCUUCCGUCGGAACCGGCGACGGGUGACUUCGAGAGUGCAUACUCCGUACUGCAUUUCAACAUGUCCGCUUGGACGAAUGGUAUACUGGAUCGGAUUAAGGACAGCUCCAACUACUCUUGCGUGUCGACGAACAACUCCGCUGGUCCGGGAGUCCGAAGUACCACCUACUUUGGUGUUGAAUAUCCCCCGGAAAACACGAGCCUCUCCAGCUCCACCAUCUCGGUGGAAGAGGGUAAAAUCCCUCCGAAGAUAGUUUGCUCGUCACGGGCGUACCCCGAGCCGGCCUUCGUCUGGACGCGCAACGGUGAGACAAUCGCCAAGGGUAGCGCCCUGAUCGUGGACGAUGUACUGCAGCGAUCCGAUGCCGGCAAGUACACCUGCACAGCGUUCAACAAGCACGGCAACCAUUCGACGGAUGCAUUCAUCGACAUUCACUAUAAACCGACGUGUCAGAUCAUACGGAAGGAUGUCGAGGAUGAGGAGGUUCUGAUCUGUGUCGCUACCGGUAGCCCGCGCGAAUCGGAGUUCGAGUGGAGCGUCAAGUAUGCGAACGAUAGUAUACAGGGUAACCGAAUCAAGAGUGAUGCCUACGAGAGCUACCUGACGCUGGACGACGGAGUAUCGUCGAUGCGCAUUUACGUGUGCGUAGCGAGCAACAACGUUGGCAUGGGAACGCCAUGCGAAAUUGAGGUUGCUGGUUACGUCGCAUGGUGGCUCAAGGGAGACGUUCUGACACCGUACAUACUGAUCGGCGCAGUGGCCGCCCUACUGCUGGCCGUCAUUCUAGUCUGCAUCAUCAUCAUCUGCAUCUGCCGGAGGAAGCGGCGUCAGGAGAAGUCUUCUAUGCACAUGGAAGAAAUCGAAGAUGCCGAAUUCUCAUUUAUGAAAGACCGCAGGUGUCUGCCGAGGGAACCGGAUGCAUCGGAAAAUAUCCGGCACUACGAUCAGUCGCUUCGAUGGCGCAUUCGUCGGUUUUUCGAAAAACGCAACAGCAUGGAUCUGUUGCGCAUCUCCACGAGCAAUGUUAUUACUUAUGUUAAAAAGCCUCAAACCGUACCCACCGAGGACCCGUCGCCCCCCUCACCUACAACACUACCACCAUCAGCAUCAACCGCAGGAACAGCAGCAUCACCAGCAAGUGCCGCUGGAACCGACGCAACGAACGCUGGUCCGACCGGCACGGUCCCUCAUACCCGUACGCCGAGCGUCGGAGGUCCAGCGGCACCAGCGGGGCUCGAUGGUGGAAAUGGAAGUGUACCGGAAGCUGGUACGAUCGUAGGAGGAAUUACUGGAGAAUCAUCGACUGCUGGCGGAUCCCAGAUCGAACCAGGAGAAUAUGAAAACCUUCCGUUCCAUGGAUUGCAAACGCCGCCAAAGAAGGCCAUGCUGUGCAAAACUAACCUCGGUCCCUCGCUGAAGCAUCAUAACAAAACGCUCACGCCGUCCUGCUUCCCGACGCAUCCGUACAACUACAUCAACUACCAGAAGGACAGCCAGAAGGGGUCGGGUCUGCAGGCACCACUCCACCCAGCCCUCCAGCACCCACCCGGCCUGCACCCACCGUCGGCCGGGGACGAUUCGAGCAAGAGCGCCGAGCGGAAGCUAGCGGCAUCGCUGGUGGACAACAGCGACGACACGCUGUCCUCGCACAGCUUCACCAUCGGCAACACGGGUAGUGGCCGCUCGAUGAAGCAGCGUGCGUCGGCCGACAAGAACCACCUGAUCGACCUGGACACGGUGACGCCGCUGUAUGAGAACCUAACCGAUUCGAUCCAGAUCCACGAGGCAACGCCGGAGACGGUACACUCGGCCACGAUUGGACCGGGUGGUUUGCUCCCCGGGAAGCCACUGAUUCUCGAGGGCCCACACCAAGAGCGGUACCGUAUCAGCUUGAAAAAGCCGGGCAGAAAAAGCCAUAGUGGUAACGCUAGUCGCUCGAACAGCGCUGUCUCGAACAGCUACUACGACUGCAUUAAGCCGAUACCGGCACCGCGCCAUCGGAAGUACGCCUCGACUAACUCGCUCGUCUCGAAAGCGAUGAGCAGUGGCAGUAGCAGUGGCAGCGGUAGUGGCAACGGGGCGCUGUCACAUCACCAUCAGCAACAUGGCGCUCUACAGCCGUACGGUAGCGGUCGGCUGGAUCCGAUCUAUAUGAACCUUCCGCUGGGAAAAGGGCUCGAAUCGUCCUCGCUUAGACUUCAACAUUCGGACUCGGACGGGGGUGGGGGCUCGGUGGGACAUGCGAGACGCAUUGAAGAGUACCCGACAAUGCCGCACGACAACCACUAUCUGGAGAUAACACAGCACCAGACCCGGAUAGUCAUCCCACGGGAGCUGUUUCCGGUGGACAGCCGCGAGCAGCAGGCCAAGCUGAGCCAGCUACUGCGCAAGAGCGUCGCCCCGCCCGUCCCCCCGCACCCCAACCAUCACCCGUCGUCCUCGUCAUCCUCGUCCAUCAACAGCGGCACCACCAGCAACAACACCAGCAGCGGCAGCCGGCGUCACAUCAAGCUGCCUUUACAGAAACAUCAUAGCUUUAAUUUCCAGUCGUCGCAGACGGUCGAGGCGACGGUGCGCGAUCUCAAGAUCAAAUCGCACUCGAUCAGCUCGAAAACGUUACGCGACUACCGAGGCAACCACAGCAACAGCAACCCGCACCGUAGUUCCCACCAUCACGCGUCCCACGGCACGAGCGGCAUGCUUCAGGAGCACGACGACAGCGAGAACGAGUACUACCAAGACCAAGAACAGCAGCAGCAACAACAGCAUCAACAUCAGCAGGAGCCACAGCAGCGCCACCAUCGGGCGGCGGCACACUUUCCGUACGACACUAGCACCGUAGCCUUUAAACCCAUAACUCCCGUGCCAACGAGUACUACAGCAAUAAUAACUACUACUAACAGAAAGUCGGUUAAUAUGUGUAAUAAUAAUGACAAAUUUGCAAUCAAAUAA